Ochotona curzoniae (black-lipped pika) is the source of this 834-nucleotide messenger RNA. RefSeq names its product MOB kinase activator 3B (gene MOB3B). Gene Ontology annotation, molecular function: protein kinase activator activity. The transcript has 3 exons. The coding region runs from base 196 to 834 and encodes 212 amino acids. Gene Ontology annotation, biological process: positive regulation of protein phosphorylation; signal transduction. The record is from RefSeq and is a predicted model, not a curated record. Gene Ontology annotation, cellular component: cytoplasm; nucleus. Lineage: Eukaryota; Metazoa; Chordata; Mammalia; Lagomorpha; Ochotonidae.
GAACAUGAGGUUCCCUUGGAAGUCUUUCAGGAGGAAGAUGGAAGGGGCAGUUUAACAGAGAUUUAAAAGCAACAGCCUGCAAGACUGGGGCCUGAGGGCUGGCAGUGGAAGACUGUGUUGGGCUGUGAUCUCUCACUGAUCAGUUCCAAGUGCCUUUUUGCUUCCUGCAAAAGGAGAGAAGAGAAGGAGAAAACCAUGUCUAUCGCCUUGAAGCAGGUAUUCAACAAAGACAAGACCUUCCGGCCCAAGAGGAAGUUUGAACCUGGCACACAGAGAUUUGAGCUGCACAAACGUGCCCAGGCAUCCCUCAACUCGGGUGUGGACCUAAAGGCAGCCGUGCAGCUGCCCAGUGGGGAGGACCAAAAUGACUGGGUGGCGGUGCAUGUGGUGGAUUUCUUCAAUCGGAUCAACCUCAUCUAUGGCACCAUCUGUGAGUUUUGCACUGAGCGGACCUGCCCUGUGAUGUCAGGAGGCCCCAAAUAUGAGUAUCGGUGGCAGGAUGACCACAAAUAUAAGAAGCCGACUGCACUGCCAGCGCCGCAAUACAUGAACCUUCUUAUGGAUUGGAUCGAGGUCCAGAUCAACAAUGAGGACAUCUUCCCAACGUGUGUGGGUGUUCCUUUCCCAAAGAACUUCCUUCAGAUCUGCAAGAAGAUCCUUUGCCGCCUUUUCCGUGUCUUCGUCCAUGUCUACAUCCACCACUUCGACCGAGUCAUUGUGAUGGGUGCAGAGGCCCACGUCAACACCUGCUACAAACACUUCUAUUACUUCGUCACAGAGAUGAACCUCAUAGACCGCAAGGAGCUGGAGCCCUUGCUUGUGAUUGUGCUAUGA